CAUAAACAAGCAUGCCCUAAAGAAGUCUCUUAUUUUGCCGUGUGCUGUAAAAGCUGCUAAUGGCGUGGUGGGAAGGCGCAAGUGAGACUCGAGUACUCGUUGCCCUAGAUCCUUCUGCUAGUGGGAACCGUCUUGGUAAAUUUUUGUCACUGCGGCAUCCCAGAACAGGAAAUACGACGUGCUACCUCUUCAGUGAUGGAGUUCUUCAAGAGCUUCACUGGUUCAAGCAAUCUUAUGGGUCAUGGUUCCUGGGAGAUUAUGUCUGUGAAGAUGGUCGCUUGUAUACUGCCACGCCAAUUGAUCCUGUUUUUGUUCUUCUGCCCGUCUUUGAAGAAGCUAGAAUGAAGAAAGGUACUGAUCCAGGGAAGUUUCGGCAACUGGAUGAGAUAAUAUAUGUUAGUGGGUAUCCUGGAUAUGAAUCCCUGUCAUCUGUUGCGGAUACGGCAAUGCAAGUCGUUUGUGAUUUGAAAGAAGUGGGGUCUACCAGGUUUUUCAGGCUCAAUGACUUGAAGGUGCUGAAGUGGUUAUGCUAUAAGGUACACCAAUUGAAGCAGACACUACCGACACUGGAUAACAAUUAUGCUGCUCGAGAUGAGAAAGAUACAUUAUUCGAGGUGGUGUCGAUUAUGCGGGAAUACCUGAAGGAUGAGCCCUGGGUGGACUUAUUGUGCAACAAAUUAAACUUAAAAUCACAGGACUUUACGGAUCCUCAAGAUAUGGAAAUUCCUCAACCUUCCACUGGAAGUGGUCUUGCACAAUUUAAUCCUAAACAGGAGAAUAACGAGACAGGCAAGAGAGUUACCCGGGCAACAAGGUCAAAUAAGAAGGCCAAGGUGGAAAAAGAUUCAAAGAAUAUCAAGGAUAUGUUCAGCAGGGCUAUUAGGAAAGGAUAAAAAUGGACUUCUGAUUGUGAACUAUAUAACUCAUGAGAUUAAUGAGGCAGGCAACAAGGCCAAAUAAGGUCAAAGUGGAGAAAGAUUCAAAGAAUAUCAAGGAUAUAUUCAACAUGGCCACUAGAAAGUCUGAACUGCAGAACCGUAAGUCUUGAACCUGAACACACAUUGGGUUAUUACCUUGUGCUUGUAAGUUUGUUCCAGCUCUGCACAUUAGCUGGAACAGAGGUUUUGAGACUUUACUAAAGUUAUUGGGAAGAUGUUGCUGGGUCAUUUUUAUUUUGUUUGGUGAGAGCCUUUCUUUUUUUUUUCUUUUUUUU
This is a messenger RNA of Striga asiatica, 1213 nucleotides long. NCBI's taxonomy places the organism in Eukaryota, Viridiplantae, Streptophyta, Magnoliopsida, Lamiales, Orobanchaceae. The record is from the annotation of a GenBank genome assembly.